Messenger RNA from Capsaspora owczarzaki ATCC 30864, 3763 nucleotides. RefSeq lists its product as hypothetical. Lineage: Eukaryota; Filasterea; Ministeriida; Capsasporidae. The transcript is spliced from 2 exons. Bases 166 to 3708 code for a protein of 1180 amino acids. The record is from RefSeq and is a predicted model, not a curated record.
UUCCCGAAACCCGGCCGAUAUUACCACCUUUCCCGCCCCCCCCCACAGGAAAUCCCGACGAUCAUCAGCAACGAGGAAUGGGUCAACGGCCUUGCCGAUGAAGCGGUUUACGGAAAUCAGAGAUCUGCGUGUUAUCUGAAUCAAAACCGCCAGAAACCGUCGUUAAUGUCGUCAUUGUCAUGCGCAACUGUGCCAAGAAGCGCCACGCCCAGCGUGCCUUGGCUCCGGUCCGCCGAGGCAGCGCUUCAAGCCAUACUUGCAGCGCUUAACGGCACCUCGCCCUGCCAGCUGCCAUACGCUUCGAAAAAAUCCAACUUGACAUGUCAGGAGCUGAUACUUGAGAUCAAGAAGGUGUUCCGCUGUGGGACAUGCGAGUCCAGUCUCUCGCUUGACUUUGUUCCCGCGCCUGACAGCAAUGCCAUCCCCUCCAUUCAGUCCGACCACAGAAAUGCGCUGGUGUACGUAAAGGUGCGGGACGCGAGCGAUUCGUUCACGACGUUUACGCUCCACGUGCCGCCGCUGCCUGGUGGUGCUGUUGCGUCGCUGGUCUCGAGUUCAACCCUUCCCAAGCCCCCUGCUGUGCGACGCCGCACGUAUGCUGACACGGUAUUCGGAUCGGUGAAAGAUGUGUGUGCAGCCCUUCCGUUUGAAUCUCUCGAAGCUAUUACACACCGAACGCGCGUCACGCAGACGGAGGCGCCGGCUUUUCGUGCCGGCGAGCAGCUCCAAGUGCCGGAAGAUCUGGCCGUCGAGUACAAGAUUGGUCCAACUGGCCUCGGACUCGCCAUGGAUGAAACAGACCUCCUCAAUUUCCUGCAGCACAAGCAAGGUCUGCUCGAGCCUCUGCUCAAUGCCGCCUCGAUGCGUCUGUCGCUCGGCGUGUCGGAUGAUUUGUUCGUGGUCGGUGUGCAUCUUCAGACCUCGGCAAUCGACGUCGUCCUGUCCCAAUGGCUCUGGAAACACAUCAUCCCAAGCCCGCCAGAGCUGGGCGUUGAGCUUCACCCAAUCAUCUUGCCUGUAACAACACCAGCCACCAAAGUCACCUGGCUCUCGCCCGAAAAAGUGAGCAGCUUUGUGAUUGAAGCUCGCGGAUGCGCUGCUCGCCUCAGCCUGGACAACAAUGGAGAGUUCGUGCCGAUGCUCGUCUAUGAAUCGGCGCCCCAGUACAAAGACAUUGCAGCCAGCACUCUGGAUCAACUUCACGCUGCAAUUGGGCGCGGAGAACCCCUUCCGCCCGGCAGGGUUCCUCCGGGCUUGAUGGAACUGCUGCAGAACGCGGCCACCGUUGACGACAUUCCAGCCAUGAUUGCUGAAUACAUUCAGCAGCGCCACGUCGUCGAAUUCACGCAUAAUCUCGGCACUGUCAACCCGCGCUUCAUUUCGUGCGAUCGCCAGUUUGCGCCUGUAGGGAACAACGAAGUGGCUCCCACGACGAUUCAGUAUCAUCCAGCCGCCAUCUGGCUGCGUGCCAAACCUCUCAGGCGGAGUACUCAUGCGCUCGUGUCAUCGCUAGGUACCGGCCGCCUUCGGCUGCGACAUUGGCCUCGCGCGACCACUGCGAACGCUGAACAGCAUCUCGGCUGUAAGCAGUAUUGGGUCUAUGAAUCUUCAAGCGAAAACAUCGAGCGCAGCCUUGCCGAAACCAACAAACAGCGGCAACGCAGUCUCGAAGAUUUCUGGGCCUGCUCCCCAUUCGCACCGGCUGUCAUCAUAGUUGACGCUGACGAGCACGUCUGCAAGGCGCUGACGGCUCUUGCUUUCGAGGUGAAGUCGCACACAGCCGGGAACAUUGCCAUUGUGCUGCUCGUGCGACUUUGCGACGCGCCGCGUCUUCGCAAACUGGUCAAAAAAUUCUGCGAUGCACUGCCAGAAGGCGCAACGCUGGACGACAUCUGUCUCGCCGACGCACCCGCAGUCUGGUUGUCACCCGAUGGUGGCAUUUCGACGGCUCUACCGGAAAACACCACCCUUCAGGCAUUCGAGGUCGUUUGUGUACCGCCCGUGCAGCCAACCGACGUGAAGGCGCAGACCCUUGUGAAGUGGAUGCGCAGUGGGGAACCUGCGCCAUGGGGCAUGCUUUGUGCGAAUGCCCUUGGCCUUCGCUCGGAGUGCACGGUGCUUGUUGAUACUGUCGAAAAGUUUGCGUCCACGACCAGCCGAGUCGUUGUUCACAUGCUCAAGGGCUCGCGCGCCUGCGGUAUGACCACCGUUCUGCGCCAGGCAGCGCUUCUGCUGGCGCAACGCGGUCGGUUUGGCAGGGUGCUCUGGGCACGUCCAAUGACACACCCUUGCCCCCUAGAUGAAACGCGAGUCGCCGACGAGAUUCGUCGCCUGCUGGUCGACUCAGACGGUGUUUCGGUGCUAUUUGUGGACGAGACAGCUCAGCACGUCAUUCCGCUCGUUCCCGAAAAUGCUCGCUGCGUUCUCGUGCACGUUCCCGUCAAAGGACAACAUGACCAGCAUCCAAUUUGCAUCGCACCGCUAUUGGCUCGGGACGACGUGCGUUCUUUUUGCGAGCCGCUGCUUGAGCGCUUGGACCGCGACUCGCGCAAUGCACUCAAGCACGUCCGCGAUCGCAAGGACCCACACCCGGCCGAGCGCCACAUCCUCAACUACGUGUUCGCCGCGGUCACAGCGUCGUCACGCUCCGCAACCGCUUUUGUCUCAGACUGCCUUGCCGGCUUUGCCGACGAAGCCCGUCCUCUCCUUGCCCUCUUCGCACUGGUCACCCUCUUUGACUUUCGCGGCGAGACCUGGUUCAAUCGCGUCAUGGCCCAGCCUUUAACGCAGCAUCUCGGUGUCAAGCAGCUUCUGCGCGUUACCGACAGUUCUGUCACGUUUUGGCACCCGCAAAUCGCCAUGCUGUGUCUGUCUGAGCUCUUCUUGCAGAGCGGUCAGCGCGAGCUGAUUCUGUGGGAUGACGAGCGAAUGAAGCCAGUCGCUCGCGUCGACUGCCACCAGAUGCUGUGCGAAGCAUUCGAGUGCGCGGUCAAGUCUGCUCUGCAGGUUAUGCCGUACAUCGACGUCCAACGCAUGAUUCGGCGUUUGCUAUUCGACCGUCCGGUGAAUUACGCUUUUUCUUUGCUGGUCACUUGCCUGGACUGGUCGCCCGACGCCGUGCCAGCUUACGAUCGCAUGUGUGAAGCCGUCACGAGAUACCUCAAUGCUGACGACCGCGUGCACAUGUUCAUCCAUCGCUGCCGGCGUCUUCGUCUGCGCACGCCGCGGAAGGACAAGAAUCAGUUCUAUGCAGCUGCGUUGUUGCCACUCUCCGCCAAGGCCGUCGAGCUCGCGGGCACUGGCCGUUUGCAGCCGCUCGCUUUGCACAACCAAGCGAUGUGCUUGGAAGACUCGGAGCAACUUCCUGAAGCUCUUGAAGUGCUCACCAACUUGUGGAAUGCUGACAAGCUGCCGAGAACCGCGUCCGCGACAGUUCACCAGCACCGGCGCGUCAAAACGGCCCGUGUAGGCCUUCGUAUUGCUGAAUUGCUUGGCGAGCAAGCCGCUAUUGAUCAGUGGAAGGCUCGCCUCGAUGACAGCGACCCUCCCGCCGCCGCUGAUUCGGAUGACGACGUGGACACUCUCCGAGCGACCGCCGCUAGCCUCGACGAGGAUGUGGACAGUCUCGCAGCUACCGAUCUCGUUCCCGAUCCUCCGGCUACAAGCCUCUUCCCCCUUAUUCUCCCUCAAUUAUCCGCGUGUGAUUAGCCCUGGAUGUGACCAUAUUCCAAUAUUGUGCUAGAACCCAUCGCUUUGCAUUCCC